AUGACCAACAUCCGAAAAUCACACCCACUAAUAAAAAUUAUCAACAACGCAUUCAUUGACCUCCCAGCCCCCUCAAACAUCUCAUCAUGAUGAAACUUCGGUUCCCUCUUAGGCAUCUGCCUAAUCUUGCAAAUCCUAACAGGCCUGUUCUUAGCAAUACAUUACACAUCAGACACAACAACAGCUUUCUCAUCAGUUACACACAUUUGUCGAGACGUAAAUUACGGAUGAGUUAUUCGCUAUCUACAUGCAAACGGAGCAUCCAUAUUCUUUAUUUGCCUAUUCAUCCACGUAGGCCGAGGUCUAUACUACGGAUCCUAUAUAUUCCUAGAAACAUGAAACAUUGGAGUAGUCCUACUAUUUACCGUUAUAGCAACAGCCUUCAUAGGCUACGUCCUGCCCUGAGGACAAAUAUCAUUCUGAGGAGCUACGGUCAUCACAAAUCUACUAUCAGCUAUCCCUUAUAUCGGAACAGACCUCGUAGAAUGAAUCUGAGGGGGCUUUUCCGUCGACAAAGCAACCCUCACACGAUUCUUCGCCUUCCACUUUAUCCUGCCAUUCAUCAUUACCGCCCUCGCAGCCGUACAUCUCCUAUUCCUGCACGAAACCGGAUCCAACAACCCUACCGGAAUCUCAUCAGACAUAGACAAAAUUCCAUUUCACCCAUACUACACUAUUAAAGACAUUCUAGGAGCCUUAUUUAUAAUACUAAUCCUACUAAUCCUUGUACUAUUCUCACCAGACCUACUAGGAGACCCAGACAACUACACCCCAGCAAACCCACUAAACACCCCACCCCAUAUUAAACCAGAAUGAUAUUUCUUAUUCGCCUACGCUAUUCUACGUUCAAUUCCUAAUAAACUAGGUGGAGUGUUGGCCCUAGUAGCCUCCAUCCUAAUCCUAAUUUUAAUGCCCAUACUACACACAUCCAAACAACGAAGCAUAAUAUUUCGACCACUAAGUCAAUGCCUAUUCUGAAUACUAGUAGCAGACCUCAUUACACUAACAUGAAUUGGAGGACAACCCGUAGAACACCCGUUCAUCAUCAUCGGCCAACUAGCCUCCAUCUUAUACUUCCUAAUCAUUCUAGUAUUGAUACCAAUCACUAGCAUCAUCGAAAACAACCUAUUAAAAUGAAGA
Molecule: messenger RNA, 1140 nt
Organism: Sus scrofa (pig)
Lineage: Eukaryota; Metazoa; Chordata; Mammalia; Artiodactyla; Suidae
Source: the annotation of a RefSeq genome assembly